This is a messenger RNA of Pseudomassariella vexata, 858 nucleotides long. RefSeq lists its product as uncharacterized. Lineage: Eukaryota; Fungi; Ascomycota; Sordariomycetes; Amphisphaeriales; Pseudomassariaceae. The record is from RefSeq and is a predicted model, not a curated record. The coding region runs from base 126 to 749 and encodes 207 amino acids. The transcript has a single exon.
ACAAUUGUGGUCACAUUGGGGUAUAUAUGAUCCAACAGCAGACCGCAAGAUAAGCGUUCUGUAAGAAGCCAAUUGGCCUGUCCACGGCUAUAUUAGUAAGCACAGUCUCACCUCGGCCGUCAUACAUGGCAGAUCGCACCCUAUUCUGCGCCAUCUGCAGCGGCCCGAUCCGACCCCUCGCCCCGGGUCCAGGCCAAGAAUGGAGCGCCGCCCUGAAAUGGCAGACCAAACUCAUUCUUCUCAGCGACCCAGACCGCGAGUUCGAGACGCUGGAGCAGCACUACAAAGCCGGCAAGCGGCCCAAGAUCCCCAAACUUGCUUUCCAGGCUCAAGCCGACAUCCGGCGCGACGUCGCCGUUGUGCGCGAUGGCGAGUGGUGUGUGCUCCAAGACGCGGACGGGACGGAAAUAAAGCCCAACUGGAGUAUGGAGGUUGAUGAGAAUAAUCGUGUUUAUUCGAUGCCGUAUAGCAUUGCGGCACAUGGGGCGUGUGUGGAUAUUGUGGUGCGGCUCAUGCGCUCGUCGCGGAAUGAAGUUCAUGUGAGGUCUAUGAGAACGCUGUGGAAGGUGUUGCGUAUGGGGUUUGAUGCGAGGGAUAAUGAGUACAUGGGGUCGGUCGAUGCCGCGGGGCCACAGUAUAUUGUUAUGGACAAUGGACAUUACAUGCCGGUGGGUUUUGUUACUGCCCCCGGGGCUUGGAACGGGGAUGAUGAGCAUUGGGUGAGAUUGCUGAUUCCACCAACCGCUUGACUUGGAUACUGAUUGGAACUGAAGGUUGUGAGUGAUCCGUCAAGAAUGCCGGAUUUGACAUCUGAUAUCAUUUCCAACCUCGAGAAGCUGCAUUCCGACGAUGCGGACC